CACGCACUGCCGGCGUGAGCUAGUGGUGCGUGAAGCUCAUCACGUACCGUACUAGUAUGGUGACCUGAUUGACCUGCGUAAAAUCUCGUAGCUUUAAUCAGGUUGGAGUCUGGGUACGUUCACGCCAUCCUCCUCCUUUUGCUGGUACUGUCUCCUAACAAACGGCAUUUUUUUUGCAAAUUUUGCAGAUUAGAAGCAAAUUUGAGAGCAAAAUGGCAUUGAGAAUCCCGGUUAAAAACCUUCUUGUACUGAAGGAACAAUGCACAAGAUCUUUUGCUACGUCAAUUGUCUCCAAAACAAGCUGGUGGUCGAAUGUGGAGAUGGGACCCCUGACCCCAUCCUUGGGGUCACGGAGGCAUUCAAGCGUGACUCUAACCCCAACAAGAUGAACCUGGGCGUUGGAGCGUACAGAGAUGAUGAAGGCAAACCAUAUGUUCUGCCAACAGUGAGAAAGGCAGAAGCCAUGAUAGCAGCCGGCAAUAUGGACCAUGAGUACCUGGGCAUCACUGGCCUGCCAGACUUCACUAAGGCUUCUGCCAAGCUUGCGUUUGGGGACGACAGCGAAGUCAUUAGUGGUGGAAGGAAUAUAACCGUGCAGGGUAUCUCUGGCACGGGUUCUCUACGCAUCGGGGGCAACUUUCUGGCCAGGUUCUUCCCUGGCAGCAAGUCCGUCUACCUGCCUACCCCCUCCUGGGGCAAUCACACACCUAUAUUUAGAGAUUCCGGCCUUGAAGUCAAAGGUUAUAGGUACUAUGACAAGAACACCUGUGGUUUUGAUGCUGCUGGUGCUAUGGAGGAUAUUUCUAAAAUCCCAGAGAAGUCUAUCAUCAUCUUGCAUGCAUGUGCCCACAAUCCUACCGGAGUGGACCCCAAGCCCGAACAGUGGAAAGAAUUGGGGAAAAUCAUCAAGGACAGACAGUUGUUCCCAUUCUUCGACAUGGCCUACCAGGGCUUUGCUAGUGGGGACCCGGCCAAGGAUGCCUGGGCCCUCCGACACUUCAUCUCUGAGGGUCACACAGUGGCCCUGGCCCAGUCCUACGCCAAGAACAUGGGUCUGUACGGCCAGCGGGUUGGUGCCUUCAGCCUGGUGUGCUCUGACGCUGACGAGGCGAAGCGAUGUGAGUCACAGCUCAAGAUCAUCAUCAGGCCCAUGUAUUCCAACCCACCAAUGAACGGGGCUAGGAUCGCCAACCUCAUCAUGAAUACACCUGAACUCAACGCUGAAUGGAAAAAGGAGUUGGAGUUGAUGUCUGGGCGAAUCAUCUCCAUGAGAACCCAACUGGUAGACAACCUGAGGAAGGAAGGUUCCAAUCGGGACUGGUCGCAUAUCACUGACCAGAUCGGCAUGUUCUGCUUCACGGGACUCAAACCAGAUCAGGUUGAACGGAUGACCAAGGAUUUCUCCGUCUACCUGACUAAGGAUGGUCGCAUCUCAGUGGCUGGUAUCUCAUCCAAAAACAACGCCUACUUGGCCCACGCCAUACACGAGGUCACCAAGUGAGGAGUGGGUGGAUGGAGAGGUCAUGACCUUUAACUGGUUUCCUGCCAUCAAGAUAUUUACUGUUCAGUACUGGGUACCAGGCUGUCACAUCACUGUCCUCAUUGAGCAAGUUGGAUCAUGAACCAUUGGUCAACUAGUGGUUGAUUUGAGACGUUAAGUUUCUGCAUUAAGCCUGCUGCACACCUUUCUGAUUUUACCGGAUCACCGCAUUACCGUUAUGUUUUUUUCACCGUUGCGGUUAGACCACAACGUUACCCGCACACAUGCCGACUCCGUUCUAUGAUGGGUCACAUGAUGAUCAGUCACAUGAUGACCAGUCACAUGAUGACAAAAUGGCAGCCGUUAAUUUUGAAUCAUGUAACUUCCUUCUUGAAUCUGAUUGGUUAUUUGGGACAUUUAAGCUAAUAUUUCUCAUGGAAGCUCUCAUACUCGAAAGUGGUUUUUCGACAAAUUUGGCAUUUGACAUACAAAAAUACCUCACAGCUAAUAAGAUAAAAAAAUGUUCUGGACAUUUUUUCAUCAUUUCCUCGAGACUGCUCUCGUAUUUGAAUCAAAGAAAUGCUAUUCGAAUAGUUGGUUGAUUGAAUAUUUGGUAUAUUCAGCAUGGCCCUAAGCUAUAGACCACCAGUUAUGUAUCCUGCAUUCAGUAAUAUCGAACAAGGCUAACUAUAGUUCUUGGUUGAACUUGCUCAUUGAUUGAACGGUGGAGAUAGGUCAAGGAAAAGUCCGGUCUUAAUCAGAGUCAGUACACCUUAUAAGUGCAUUAUGUGCAUUAUAUUAUUAUAAAUUAGAGGGGCUAUUACUAUGUAAUACAUAUAUACGCAAGGGUGUUGAAAAGUUUUCAGAAGAUUAGAAAAAAAAUUAUUUCAAAAUAGGGGCACUAAAAUAGUUGUUUAUGUCAUAUAAAAAUAUUGAAGCUUGGCUUCUUGGUUUUAGUUAGAUAAAAUUCUCUGUGAAGUUUUGAAAAUAAUUGGAACAAAGAUCAUGUUUAUGUCAUGGACGUUUUCAGAAGGGAAGAUGAAUUUUAGCUAAAGGUAUUGAGGAAUAGUAUUUUCUCUCUCCAAAAUGUAUUGCUGUGACUAGUCUAGAGACAGAAUUGUGAAUAAAAAAGAUUUCUGAAGUCUUAUAUAAA
Molecule: messenger RNA, 2633 nt
Organism: Patiria miniata (bat star)
Lineage: Eukaryota; Metazoa; Echinodermata; Asteroidea; Valvatida; Asterinidae
Gene: got2
Product: aspartate aminotransferase, mitochondrial-like
Exons: 10
Coding region: 260-1501 (413 amino acids)
Biological process (GO): biosynthetic process; L-aspartate catabolic process
Cellular component (GO): mitochondrion
Molecular function (GO): L-aspartate:2-oxoglutarate transaminase activity; pyridoxal phosphate binding
Source: RefSeq, a predicted model, not a curated record